CUAUCAGCUUAUCACCACACACAGACACAGAAGGAAAUGUCGGCUUCUGCGGCGCCCACGCACAUCCGCUUCUCCUCCGCCGCACCUCCAUCGGCCGCCGCUCUCCGGCGGCCUCGCCGCCGGUGCGCCACGCCCGUCCGAUGCUCCCUCGCCGCAGCGCCGGGUCUCCGGGCGCCGCCUGAGCUCAUCGACUCCAUCCUCUCCAAGGUGAAGGGAACUGACCGUGGAGUUUUGCUGCCCAAAGAUGGGCAUCAGGAAGUUGCUGAUGUCGCACUACAGCUUGCCAAGUACUGCAUAGACGAUCCUGUCAAGUCUCCACUAAUAUUUGGAGAGUGGGAGGUUGUGUACUGCUCAGUACCGACAUCACCGGGAGGGCUCUACCGGACUCCUCUCGGCCGCCUGAUAUUCAAAACCGAUGAGAUGGCUCAGGUGGUGCAAGCGCCUGAUGUUGUAAAAAACAAGGUGUCCUUCUCUGUCUUUGGUUUCGAUGGUGCGGUAUCUCUGAAAGGCAAGCUGAAUGUGCUGGAUGGUAAGUGGAUUCAGGUCAUAUUCGAGCCACCAGAAGUGAAGGUAGGCUCCCUGGGGUUUCAGUAUGGUGGCGAGAGCGAAGUUAAGCUGGAGAUCACCUAUGUCGACGAGAAGAUCAGGCUGGGAAAAGGAUCAAGAGGCUCGCUCUUCGUCUUCAUGAGACGAUGAUAUGAGGGCAGCAGGCAAUGUUUGUACCAUCAUGUCCUUUGAGACCACAAGAGGGUAGCACCAUAGCACUGAUGCUACGACAAUAUGUUUGUGUGUACAAUACUGUAUUCUGUUGUAAAAUUCAGAGGUCAUGUUGGCUAGUAGUGUUCUUCAGACCUCCGAAUUAGAGAUUGUAUUGUCAUUUCCAAUCAAAAUGACAAAAUGUUUGUAGUUUUUGUGAUUAAUGUGAUGGUUAAAUUGUCCAGACUAAUGAGCAUGGUUAUGGAUUUUUGGUGAA
This is a messenger RNA of Oryza sativa Japonica Group (Japanese rice), 973 nucleotides long. RefSeq names its product probable plastid-lipid-associated protein 8, chloroplastic. Lineage: Eukaryota; Viridiplantae; Streptophyta; Magnoliopsida; Poales; Poaceae. The record is from RefSeq and is a predicted model, not a curated record.